UGGGAGGGGGGUGAACUGGAGCCCGGGACGGGCCUGGGCUGGGCCGGGACAGGCCGCUGCCGCCGUCUUCUCCUCUGAACUAGGAUGUCCCGACAUGAAGGUGUCAGCUGCGAUGCAUGUUUAAAAGGAAAUUUCCGAGGUCGCAGAUACAAGUGUUUAAUUUGCUACGAUUACGAUCUGUGUGCAUCUUGUUAUGAAAGUGGUGCAACGACGACAAGGCAUACAACUGACCAUCCAAUGCAGUGCAUACUAACAAGGGUAGAUUUUGAUUUAUACUAUGGUGGAGAAGCUUUCUCUGUAGAGCAGCCACAGUCUUUUACUUGUCCAUAUUGUGGAAAAAUGGGUUAUACGGAAACAUCUCUUCAAGAGCACGUUACUUCAGAACACGCAGAAACAUCAACAGAAGUGAUUUGUCCAAUAUGUGCAGCAUUACCUGGAGGAGAUCCCAAUCACGUAACGGAUGACUUUGCAGCUCAUCUUACACUGGAACACAGAGCUCCUAGAGAUUUAGAUGAAUCCAGCGGUGUUCGGCAUGUACGUAGAAUGUUUCACCCAGGUCGAGGAUUGGGUGGCCCCCGCGCACGUAGAUCAAACAUGCACUUUACUAGCAGUUCCACUGGUGGAUUUUCAUCAUCACAGAGUUCAUAUUCUCCAAGCAAUAGAGAAGCCAUGGAUCCUAUAGCUGAGCUUUUAUCUCAGUUGUCUGGUGUAAGGCGUUCUGCAGGGGGACAGCUCAAUUCCUCUGGCCCUUCGGCGUCUCAGUUACAGCAGCUGCAGAUGCAGCUGCAGUUAGAAAGACAACAUGCACAGGCAGCAAGGCAACAACUGGAGACUGCACGCAAUGCAACGAGGCGUACGAAUACUAGCAGUGUCACCACCACUGUUACACAAUCUACAGCAACAACCAACACAUCUAACGCAGAAAGUAAUCAGCAGGCUAUCCAGAACUCUCAAUUUCUCCUUACCAGGUUGAAUGAUCCCAAGAUGUCUGAAGUCGAGCGUCAGUCAAUGGAGAGUGAGCGGGCUGACCGCAGCCUGUUUGUUCAAGAGCUCCUAUUAUCCACUUUGAUGCGGGAAGAAAGCUCAUCCUCUGACGAGGAUGAACGUGGGGAGGUUGCCGAUUUUGGUGCUAUGGGCUGUGUAGAUAUUAUGCCUUUAGAUGUUGCUUUAGAAAAUCUAAAUUUAAAAGAGAGUAAUAAAGGAAACGAGCCUCCCCCACCUCCUCUUUGAUGACAUCCCCCUUCGCAGACAAUGUCCUCUGUGCUGUAUUUGCCAAUGAAAGUGGACAACAACUAUCUUGGGUUUGUUUUGGUGAUUGUAAUUUCAGGUCUGUCACUCUUGUUACAUUGUGUACAUUCAAAGGAAGAGAGAGAGAAAAAGAUAUAUAUGAUAAUCAUUUCCACUUAAAAUAAUUUUUACUUCUAGCAGGUAAAUGUAGGUUUCGGCACAGAGGGGAGAAUCCUCUGUGCUCUGUACUUUUGACAUGCAAAAGGCUCUCCUAAUACUCCACAUUCAAACUGAAGAGGAAAAAAAAAGAAAUCUCUAAUGAAGCUGCUGUGUGUAUUUAUGAAUAUUAAUGAAUAAAAACUGCUUGGAUGGUUUACCU
Molecule: messenger RNA, 1606 nt
Organism: Crotalus tigris (Tiger rattlesnake)
Lineage: Eukaryota; Metazoa; Chordata; Lepidosauria; Squamata; Viperidae
Gene: KCMF1
Product: potassium channel modulatory factor 1
Exons: 7
Coding region: 85-1230 (381 amino acids)
Biological process (GO): synaptic signaling
Cellular component (GO): plasma membrane
Molecular function (GO): zinc ion binding
Source: RefSeq, a predicted model, not a curated record